Ceratitis capitata (Mediterranean fruit fly) is the source of this 1839-nucleotide messenger RNA. RefSeq names its product growth arrest-specific protein 8 homolog (gene Gas8). Gene Ontology annotation, cellular component: Golgi apparatus; microtubule; motile cilium. Gene Ontology annotation, molecular function: small GTPase binding; microtubule binding. Gene Ontology annotation, biological process: cell motility. The transcript is spliced from 5 exons. NCBI's taxonomy places the organism in Eukaryota, Metazoa, Arthropoda, Insecta, Diptera, Tephritidae. The record is from RefSeq and is a predicted model, not a curated record. The coding region runs from base 153 to 1586 and encodes 477 amino acids.
GCAAAAUAUUUGACAACAAAAUUAACAAGAUUAAAAACUAAACUAAAAAAGUUUAUACAAAUUGUGAAAAAUAUCAACAGCGAGAGAGUUAACCGGCUUUGGCACGAAUUUCAAGUGAAGAUACUCAAGAGCAGGAGAACUCCUCAUACAAGAUGCCUCCAAAAAAGGGUAAAGGAAAGAAGGGAAAGAAGGCGCCAAUGUUAAUUGAUGGCGUGGACACGUCCACCAUGACAAGGGACCAACUUGAACAGUUUGCAUUGAAAUUGAAAGAGGAGAUGGAACGCGAACGGGAAGAGAGGAACUUCUUUCAAUUGGAGCGUGAUAAAAUACGUACAUUCUGGGAAAUCACCAGAGGACAGUUGGAGGAAACUCGUUUCGAGGUGCGUCAUAAGGAUCAUGAAGUGGAGAUGGCACAGGAGUUAGCUGACAUCGAUACCAAACAUAUUAUGCAACAAAUGAAACAUUUGCAAUAUGAGAAUCAAAGCAAGAUUGGUGAAAUACGCGCUGAGGCGAUGACUCAACUGAAACUUGCUCAGGAAGAUCAUGUCGCUCAGGAGCAAGAAUUGCUUAAGGAUAAGCGUGAUUUGCGUCGUCUGUUGAGGGAACGCGAUGAAACGCAUGAAUUGCAAAUACAACAAUUGAAGAUGAAGCAUAACGAUGAGAUGGCCGAGGCACGCAUUCAAUUCCAACGGGAAGCCAAAGAUAUGGAGCUGUUGCAUGAGGAGAAAAUGAAGGCACUAAAGAACGAGGUCGAACUAGUCUACCGAAUGCAGAUGUUCGAAGUGGAGGAACGUAAGAACACACAAAUUCAGCGGCUAAUCGAGAGUCACGACACAGCCUUCAACGACAUGAAAAACUAUUACAACGACAUCACAUUGAAUAAUUUGGGUCUGAUUAGUAGUUUGAAGGAACAACUGGAGGCAUUGCGUAAACAAUCCGAACGCAGUGAUCGAACUGCUGCCGAGGUACUUACCGAGAAUCGUAAACUCAAAGAGCCACUAGAAGCGGCCCAAACCGAACUGGCGGACUUGCGACGCAAGAUGGAGCAUUUCGAACGUGACCGUAAUCAACUGGCACGUCUCAAGGCGCGCAACACUUAUAUCGAAAAGCAACUGAAGGCACUCACAUGGGAAACAGAAACGUUGCUACUGCGCAACGAUACCCUGAAGAGAGAACGGGAAGAACUCAAAUCGAAAUUCGAUGAAGUUGUUAUGGAAUUACAACAAAAGACGGGCUUAAAGAAUGUACUACUCGAGCGUAAGAUCUCCAUGAUGGAACGGGAUGGCGAGAAACGUGAUUUAUUACUAAAGCAAACCCAAAUGAUAUGUGGCGCUUCCGGCGAUGUAACGGAAAAUAUACAAAAACAAAUCAAUGCAUCACUUGACGAAAAGAAUAAGUUGAUUGACGAGCUACGCUACGAGCUGGUGCGUGUUAUUAAAGCGCAUGACGAUCUGCUCGCCACAUACGAGUCCAAGUUAACGCAAUUCGGCAUACCACAGGACGAGUUGGGCUUCGAACCGUUGCGCCUGUCGGAGAAGCAUCGUUAUUUAUGUGGACCAGCUGGCCUGGUGACCAAAAAUCAAUGACUACUUCCGCUUCCAGCCACAUGCCAAGAAUGGCCACUGUUGAUGUAGUUAGUAGACAUGCUUAUCGGUUUAGUAGUAAUUUUUAUUAUUUUUCUCUUUGCCUUUUUGCGAUUUAUGUACGUACGUACGCUUUAAGCUGGCAUUAGCACAAGAGGCUAAUGGACUGAAUGGUGUGCAGUUUUUUGUUAACUUGUAAAAUACAAGCAGCAUAUUUUAAAAUACACUUAUAUACGGUUAUGUGUGUAAACCUGUG